This is a messenger RNA of Gossypium raimondii (Peruvian cotton), 1063 nucleotides long. Its product is annotated as cinnamoyl-CoA reductase 1. Gene Ontology annotation, molecular function: oxidoreductase activity, acting on the CH-OH group of donors, NAD or NADP as acceptor. The record is from RefSeq and is a predicted model, not a curated record. NCBI's taxonomy places the organism in Eukaryota, Viridiplantae, Streptophyta, Magnoliopsida, Malvales, Malvaceae.
UAGAGAUAAACCAAUAUUGUGAGAGAAAAUAUGGCUCAGGCCACUGGAAAAGUGUGUGUGACAGGAGCCGGCGGCUACCUUGGCUCUUGGGUUGUCAGGCAUCUUCUCUCCAACAACUACACAGUCCACGCCACCGUUAGACAGCCUGGGGAUGCCAAAUAUGCCCAUUUGAAUCAACUUGAGAGAGCAUCCCACAACCUCCAACUCUUCAAGGCUGAUCUUCUCGAUUACGAUUCCCUUUGUUCCGCCAUUUCAGGCUGCACCGGUGUCUUCCAUGUUGCCUCUCCCGUUCCCACCACCACCGUUUCGAAUCCUCAGGUGGAAGUGAUUGAACCGGCCGUAAAGGGCACACUUAAUGUGCUUAAAGCAUGUGUUGAAGCCAAGGUUAAACGAGUUGUUGUUGUGUCCUCUAGAGGUGCUGUUGCAUUCAACCCUAGGUGGCCGGUGGGUCAGAUCAAGGAUGAGGCUUGUUGGUCUGACAAGGAACACUGUGCAGCAACAAAGAAUUGGUAUUGCCUUUCAAAGACAGAAGCGGAGAGUGAAGCUUUUGAGUUUGCAAAAAGCUCUGUGCUUGAUGUUGUCACUGUUUGCCCUCUCAUAUUGGGCCCACUUCUGCAGCCCACCAUAAAUGCUAGUAGCUUGGCUCUCGUUAGACUUUUAAAAGGUGGAUUCUACUGAUUCUACUUCUACCUUCGAAUGAUAGUUGAUGUGCGCGAUGUAGCUGAGGCAUUGCUUCUGGUGUAUGAGAAGGCAGAGGCUGAAGGAAGGUACAUAUGCAUGGCUCACUUGACCAACCCACGUGACCUUGUUGAUAAGCUCAGAAGUAUAUUCCCUCAAUACGAUUAUCCUAAAAGAUUUAUUGAGGGAGGGGAGGAAGAUAUUCUUAGUUCAGAAAAAUUACAGAGGCUGGGUUGGAGCUAUCGGCCCUUGGAAGAAACUCUUGUGGAUUCCAUUGAGAGCUAUAAGAAGGCUGGAAUCUUGGAUUAAUAUAUAAAACAGCCAUUUGCUUAUGGUUUUUAUAUCUGUUCACUGUGUGCUCUGGUUUCCUUCAGAUCGCAUGGAA